UUAUGGAGCAAAGAAUGUGUAAUUGGAUACAUGAGCAUGAAUUCUUGCGUAACCAAGCGAGAAACGAGCGCCGUUGAGUUAGAAUUGCGGCUCAUUACACACAGUCACGGCAAAAGCAUCCAAGAGUCAGUCCAGAUUGCGGAGUGUUCAUUUGCCGUCAACAGGACGCCCCUAUCGAGUCGGUGAACUAAUAUAGCCAGUGGAGCUAACUUCGACACCGCACCUAUACGCAACUGGAAAAAGUGGGUGGGGCUCGUCGACGAGCUACAACAGCGCAGUCAUAACAAGGUUUUGCAGCAGUAGUCUCUACUGAUUCCAGGGUGGAAGAAUGGCACAGCACCACCUUCUACUAGCUGCUCUGCUCCAGCUACUAAGAAUAGCAUCUGGUGAUGGUGAGAUGUCUCUGGUCCUGCCGGAAACUGGCUACUGUGGAGAGGCAAUCUCAGGGAAUUGUACUGCUAGAGACUCCACGAGGCUGACUCUGGAUAUAUCUGGACUCAAUUAUCACACAUUCACUCCAGAGGGGAGCCAGAAAUCAGUCGUUCUCGAGGGCGUCUCACUAGAUGUGGUGGAGCUUACGCCAACCCAAGACAAGUUUAAGUUUGUAGUGUCCAUCUCGUACACCCUUGAGGAGACACUUACCAUCAGCUGCAGAAAUGACAAAGUAGACGAAAUCCACAAAGUCCUACUGCAAAGUGGCAACUGUUCGUCGCCACUCAAAUAUGUCGCAGACUCUUCAAUGAUAGUGUGGGAGAGACCAAAGUGUCUAGGGUGGGAGUCGGUCCUAGUUUACACCAUCAGGAUUUCGACCGAGGGAGGCAUUAUUGAGCGCUCUACUGACAAGAACAGCUACGUACUUCCAGACAGGGUCAAGGGAGUAGUCAAUGUCAGUCUCAGUGUGGAGAACCACUGUGGAGAGACGACCCAGCUAGAUAGACAGUCUGUGGACACCGAGGCCACUGGCACAGGUGGUUUGGCUGGAGGUGGUGGAGGUUCCAGUGAAAGUGGUGCAGGAGAACUGGAGAAAUCUCUGAUGAUUUUCUUUUUCAUUGGGUUGGCUCCUCCCGUUCUGCUGCUGAUGAUCGUCUUUAUCGUAGUUGUUGUAAAAAAGAUUUGUUCUGACAGAGAAUGAUAUACUCUUAACAACACCACAGAGUUAGCUAGUUCAUAGCCAUUUAUUUGUGUCUGUUUCACCAUUAUGUAGUAAAAUUCACAUAUUAUAAUAGAUAUAUAUGUCCUUUUGAAGCCCUCAUUGGACUAUAAUUAUAAUAAUAUGGUCAAUAGACCUCUCAUUCAUCUUUUCAUGAAACUGGUGGGGGAGGGGAGG
Geodia barretti is the source of this 1327-nucleotide messenger RNA. Lineage: Eukaryota; Metazoa; Porifera; Demospongiae; Tetractinellida; Geodiidae. The record is from the annotation of a GenBank genome assembly.